AAGUGGGUGACCUGGGCCUUUUAAUGACUUCUAUACGAGUAUGAAGAAACUUUGUACACAUUGUUUUAAAUGUAAUCUUUUGUACAUUAACAUUUGCAAGGUUUCUUUCUUUAUUGAUCAUGUUAGUCAUUAUACACACAGUUGCAAGUGAAUAAAGGUUAGAAUGGGAAAUUAUUUGAUUGUGACAUAGAGAGAACUGUACAGAAACUCGACUUUAAAAAUGCUUAUAUUGCAUGCUUAUAUCUAGCAUGUUUAAUUGUGUAUAGUACUGCCAUUGUCAUUCACUAAUGAGCAUGAUUAAUAUUAAUAAUUCCAUGUUCUGAAGUCAGAUGUGAAGAUACACUUUAAAAUAGAAACCAUGCACUCAAAUGUACAUAAAUCUAUUUAUAGAAUGGGACUGAAUGUUAAUCCACCUAAUCUAUAUAUCUAUGCAACACCUGAAUUUCAUUGUCACCUUCUUACCCGUGCACAAUGCCUUCAUGCACGUACCCGACUGAGGUUAGAAAGUGCUGACACAGCAGGGGAGAGAAUAGGAUUUUGGACUGAUUGUGGUGGAUUAGGAGUGUUGUAUAAGGAAAUCUAAUAUGAAGAAGGGUUUUAAAAAGGUGGUCAAGUCAAUCAUAGCCAAGGCAGCCACAGUCCUCUGUGCCCUUGGGAUUGGGGUCGGCAUUGGAAGUUAUCUCCUAUACAAGCUUUAUUGUAAACUUUUUCCCUCGGAUGACAGGGGCCCAGGACCAGUACAAACAGCUGACAAGUUCUGUCAACAGGACCCAAGCCACCAUGUGCACACCGAUGGUGAGGAGGAUGACAUGGGAAAUUCCGGCUCCAGCGAAGCAGUGCCGGUCCGGUACAAUGCUGUAAACGGCGUUCAGUUUGGCAGCUGUCGCACCAGAAACCAAGCAACAAGUCCCAUCCUUGUACGACAACGCAGGUCCUCAAAGCACCAUCGAUUGCACAGGAAGAACUCCAGUGAGGACGAGAUUCGUCUUUUGAAUUCUGAAGAGGACAGCUCCUCACAGGUUCACGAGGACUCUUUGGAACGCUUGAUUCAUAGUGCUUCUGAUGUCAGUGGAGCUGAACCAAAUAGCGGGUCACUGAAAGGGAACCUGAGUCUGAAGUCACUGUAUGAACGCAAUCAUAGAUACGGAUUCGAUGAACAUUUCCAUGCAAACAAAUCGCACCUUUUUGACUCCUCUGGCACCGAAAGUUUACAAAUAGAAAUUUCCAGUUCACAGGAAGUAUUAACCGUCAGUAGUGUUCUGCUGACCCCGCCUUCAGACGAUGAUCGAAACAAUCAAAACAAGGAAAGUGUAACAAAUGAACAGAAACCUUGUGUGAAAUUCUCAGAAAACAUUCCAGAUCUCAUAGCUAACUUAUCACCAACAAAUUCGGACCAUUGUAUUGGUGAUAGAAAUGAUUCUAAUGUCACAGAUCAAUUGAGUUCUGUCUGGCAGACGACCGACAGUUCUAACCAUACGUCCCCCUUUCAUUCCAGUGGAAGUGGAAAACUUUUCAGUAACUACACAACAGACAUAUCGGGGAAUUUAAGUUUAGAUGACGAGGAACUAGAUUCCUCUCCUCUGCACAAAGUGAGAUGUGCAGACGGUCAGUUUAGGCAGACAUUGUUACAGAGACUUCAUGAAAUUAAUACCUCCAGUACAUCAACAUCUUUAAAUUCCUCCCCAGAAGCCUCACCUUUCAGGUACGCAAGGAGUAACAGCUAUGACCAAGAACGACAGGAAAGUUUGUCUGGGAUGAGUGAAAAUGAAAUUUUUACAGAAUCUGCUGAAGUCGGUCAAUCAACAGGAGAAUAUUUCGAGAAAAUUGAACAUGAGGUGGAUGACAUUGCGGAUGAAUUUGCUGAAAUUACAGCAAAACUGGAUGAAUUAAAACAUCUGGCAACAAAACAUUCCAGUGAGGAUGAUAUGGAGUAUACUCCAAGUGAUCCAUUAGCCAAAAAGGCAUGUGAUUUUGUUGAUAGGACAAGGGAGAAAUUCCAUCGCUCUCAAAGUGACACAUCUUUGAGUGAAAGUGCAGUUGACACAGAUGGCGUUGACCUUUCCUGGGAUAGUGAAGGUCAAAGUCAAAUCAAGAUCCUGCUAAAACGCAUCAACAGUCUUCCUUCCCAUAUGGUGAGCGAAUCUCAGGAAUCAUCUGAUAACAAGGUCCCGGACUCACAUAACGAAGAUGAAACCUCGGACACUGAUGACAAGGAAAUGAGGACCUCCACAUCAGAUGGUGCUAUCAUAUUCUUAUCUGACAAUUAUGAAACAUGUGAUAAACUUUUGCAAGAUGAGAGUGACAUAUGCAGUGACCAUUAUGAUCAGGGACAGACAACUCUAGAUGAGCUGGAUACAGACAGUGCCUUUGAUAUGGACCCCGUGGAGCUGGUGUCAUCGAGAGAAUUAUCUCCAGGGUCUUUGAAUAUAGGACCAAAGCAGGAUGUUUUAGAAUACUGUAAGAAGGAAUGGAAAGGACAGACAAAGAAAGCCUCCACCAUGUUGAAGGCAUAUGAAGAAGUCCCUGUCCUGACCGAAUGUAGACAUCUGCACCAAAUCAGGGGAGACAAUUACUGUGGGAUCAGAGGCACACUGCUACAGUGUUUUAUACAGAACAUUAAUGUGUUAUCCAAGUGGAAGAAUUGCGAGUCUGUGGUAAACAGGUUGCAUGCACUUUACAGAAAUCCACACUCCGGACUGUCCCAGUGGACUUUCGCUCACCGAAUUCCCUUUAACAAGAAGGAUAAAUUGUCAACAAUGGCAGAGUGUGUUCAGUGUCUAUUCAAUAAGGUCAGUGAGUGUCGCAGUCUUUCUACUGAUGAGGAGAGGACUAGUUGGCCUGUAAACUUGCUGAACCACGAAACCAAGGAGGACUUGCUGUGUAUGGAGGCCAUCAAACUGCUGAUGUUCCAGGAGGCCCACUUCCUGUUCGAGGCGUAUCAGAAGGGGGAUGAGGUGCCGGUGUUUGUGUGGUUGUUGUUUGCUAGAGACACCUCAGAAAAUCCAGAAACUUUAGUAAAGAACCACAUCAACCCUGUGGGAGACUCCGGGGGCCUGGAACAGAUCGAGAUGAUUUUAUUGGGGCAUACUUUAGGAGUUACAAUCAAAGUCCUGAGAUUGCAGCAGUAUGGAGAAGAAGAUUUUAUCACCUACUACCCAGACGACAUGAAAGAGUCGUGGCCACAGAUCGUGUUAAUUGCUGAAGAUGACAGACAUUACAAUGCACCCGUUGUGUGAUGAUAAAAUGUCAGAACUUCCUAAUUCAUCUGACACUUCAGAUUAGAAGCUCCAAGGGAAGGGAAUACAGAGGACCCUUACAGAUGAACAUUUCAAGUUGACCUGCACACCUAGAAAUACACAGGCAGUUAUCAUUUGCAUGAGGUUCCUACAUUUGCUGAAGAAUAACUUUAUGAAUUUACCUAUGCUGCAAUAUGUAAGACUGCUCAUGUACGUGUAAUGUUUUGUUCAGGCUUGUGUUUCAUCAUACAGCAAUGACUCGUCCUACAGCAAUGACAUUUGUCUUGUCCAUGCAGACAUCACAAAAUUCAUCUAUAAAGUCCUCUGUAUGCCAGAGAUUGUCAGUACUCAGUCCUCUGUAUAGAGAUUGUCAGUACUCAGUCCUCUGUAUAGAGAUUGUCAGUACUCAGUCCUCUGUAUGCCAGAGAUUGUCAGUACUCAGUCCUCUGUAUGCCAGAGAUUGUCAGUACUCAGUCUUCUAUAUACCAGAGAUUGUCAGUACUCAGUCCUCUGUAUGCCAGAGAUUGUCAGUACUCAGUCCUCUGUAUGCCAGAGAUUGUCAGUACUCAGUCCUCUGUAUGCCAGAGAUUGUCAGUACUCAUUUCAUGCUAGUCAACCACCUUUUCUCCACAUUUUACAUGUACAUGGAAUAUGAUUAUGCUUGGGGUAAUUGGGGCCUCAAGCUUUUCAUUAAACCUGAAUGUUGGUAAAUGAUAUAACAGAAUGGUUGCUGAGGUCAAGUAGAAUGUUAUUUUUUUGCAGUAUGUGAUUGAUAUAACAGAAUGGUUGCAAUGCUGAGGUCUGGUAGAAUGUAAUUUUUUUUGCAGUAUGUGAUUGAUAUAACAGAAUGUUUGCUAAGGUCUGGUAGAAUGUAAUUUUUUUUGCAGUAUGUGAUUGAUAUAACAGAUGUGAUGGCAAUGGGCUUAUUUUUUGUUUACUGUGGAUUAAUGUGGGGUACCUCAUUGUAUACUUUACAUAGCUGCUACUCAAGUCUUCACAAGAAAUAUUAUUAAUUCAUGAUGAAAGCUUAAUCUAGAGCUUGUCUCAUUCAUAGAUGGACAACUUUAGGACCAAAAUGCAACCUCUAUCCUGAAUAUAAAACAUGUUAAAAUGUAUCUCAAUCAACCGUCUAUUAGAAAUUUUCUCCUUCACUUAUUGUUUUGUUUUCAGAAGGAGAUGAUAUCAUAAUAGAUAUAGCUGUUGUAAAGCUGGGUAUAUGUGCUUUUUAUCAAAGUGUUGCUAAAGUGUAUAUCUCCGAAUUCUUAUUCAUUUAAGAAUGCAAUUGAGAGAAAUAGUCAGAUAAUCGCUAUGCGGUAUGAAUUACUUACAGGAAUACAAUUUCCUUAACAGUAGAGAUGAAUGAUAUACAAGUUAGUGUACUUUAUUUUAAAAGGAUCAUUUUACCCAGAAAAUAAGAAGUAUUUCACUGCUGUAUAGAAGAACCUUUCACUGUGGUACAAAUUUAGAAACGGAAAGCCUUGCACAGAUUAUUUAGAUGAUCGGGAAGUGCAGCUCGGUGUUGAUAUUUAUGUUAUAAGCAUGAGCAGCCUAAAGGUUUUUUUUUUAAUUUUUACAAGGUUGGUUUUAUUUUAAAAUAUGUACUUGAUGAAUUUGAAUAAAUUGAAAGUAUAGAUAAGUA
Molecule: messenger RNA, 4875 nt
Organism: Ostrea edulis (European flat oyster)
Lineage: Eukaryota; Metazoa; Mollusca; Bivalvia; Ostreida; Ostreidae
Product: dentin sialophosphoprotein-like
Exons: 8
Coding region: 585-3236 (883 amino acids)
Biological process (GO): protein linear deubiquitination
Cellular component (GO): cytoplasm
Molecular function (GO): cysteine-type deubiquitinase activity
Source: RefSeq, a predicted model, not a curated record